This is a messenger RNA of Psilocybe cubensis, 549 nucleotides long. RefSeq lists its product as uncharacterized. The record is from RefSeq and is a predicted model, not a curated record. NCBI's taxonomy places the organism in Eukaryota, Fungi, Basidiomycota, Agaricomycetes, Agaricales, Agrocybaceae. The transcript has 3 exons. The coding region runs from base 1 to 549 and encodes 182 amino acids.
AUGGUCAAGCAACGACCAUAUUUAUGUACCGCCAUUGCUAUCACGGGACUUAGAGACAUUGCAUUCAAUAAGGCAAUGGAAAAGCUAGAAGAAGUUUUUCUCUGUUUUGCAAACAAUUUUCCCGCGGACAGCGUCAGCGGCUAUGACCCAGUUCUUCACAAAGACACGGGUUUCAACAUUUUCCAUGCGCAUAGCCAAUAUUUCACAAAGGUAUCCGCAUAUCAAGAUGAAUCUGACAACAUAGGUUUUCAUCCCCUGGUCGAUCCUGAUAACGUGUUGGCAUCCAUGGCAGGGGACGGUUUCAUCCACGCAAUCGAUAACAAGGUACAGUUUCUUUGUCGGGAGAUACUUCCUGACAGAACAGCCAGAUAUUAUCCUUAUAAUCCUGCCUCCAUACGAAUUGGAGACAUUGUCGAGAUCAGUGUUGCCUUUGUUGCAUUUCCUGCCCAAGGAAACAAGUACAAAUUCGUUGUCGCUCUUCGCGGAAUACUUGUCUUGGACCAGGAGGCAAGAGAGGACAAAGAGGCAGCUAUACAAAGGUCAGAUUGA